Mus pahari (shrew mouse) is the source of this 525-nucleotide messenger RNA. RefSeq names its product seminal vesicle secretory protein 6. The record is from RefSeq and is a predicted model, not a curated record. The coding region runs from base 16 to 309 and encodes 97 amino acids. NCBI's taxonomy places the organism in Eukaryota, Metazoa, Chordata, Mammalia, Rodentia, Muridae. The transcript is spliced from 4 exons.
GCUCUUCCUGGCAAGAUGAGUCCCACCAGCUUCCUCCUCCUUACAUUGCUCCUCGUUCUGGUGACAGAAGCAAGGGGGGCCCGUGAAAAAUUCUCGCAAGCAGUUGAAGAGUUUUCUAGUGAAAAUUCUGAAGCAAAUAGUCCAAAAAGCAUGGUCCAUGAGGAGGUCUAUGAGGAAAAGAAGUUUAAACGGAAUAUGGUCAAUGGUGAAGAUGGUGAAGUCAAAAGGAGAGCAUCCGCAGGGGAGAUAGAGCGGUCUUACAUGCGGAAAAAGGAAAAGCAACGGUUUGCACAAGAAUUGGAUAAAUAAAAUGGCUACAAAGGAGCUGAAGACCUGGACAGAAAUGACGGAGUCACACAGUGUCAAUGAAGCUCCUCAUGUCCUGAGGAUGGAGACUUUCAGGAGGUCUCAGACGCGGUUCACGGAUUUAUUUCAUUUGGUUCUCAAACUUGUUUUUGAGAUUCCUAAACCAGACGGUUAUGAGAAUGCCCUCUUUCCAAUAAAAAGACAACAUUUUGCAUCAUU